AUGAGUGGCGAUAACCAUAUACUAGAUGCGUCUAUCAUCAAGGAUUUAUCCAAUCAUAUUUACGAGAAGCGUAAGGCCACAGCUUUCCAAAUUGAGUCUCUCACCAAACAUGCUUUGUCUGAUAAUGAUAGUCAAACAAUUUACAAGAUCAUUGGCGAAUUGACAGAAUUGACCGUAAGCGGUAGUAAUACUGGUAAGAUGGGUGCCAUAACUGCAUUGGGAAGUGUUUCUGUUGCCUUGGGGUCGUUUGCCAUUGCAUACUUUUUGGAGGAAAUAGUUAAACCAAUAUUUGUGACUUUCAGAGACACAGAUGCUAGAGUGAGAUAUUAUGCUUGUGAAUCACUUUAUAACAUUUCCAAGAUUGCCAGAGGUGAGAUCUUACUUUAUUUUAAUGAAGUAUUUGAUGUAUUGUGUAUUUUGGUAACAGACACUGAAUCAUCUGUUAAGAAUGCAGCCGAUAUUUUAGAUCGCUUGGUUAAAGAUGUUGUUAGUGCCAAAUCUACCAAUUAUGUAUCAAUAUUGCAUCAUCAAGAAACACCAAAUGAAAUACAGUCUCAUUUAGUGGAUGCUAACGGUGAUGCUAUUCAAAUCAAUAACAUUCAAGAUCCUCAAAAGGCGUUUUCAUUACCGAAAUUUAUCCCAACGUUAUUGGAAAGAAUACAUACAAUUGACCCCUUUGCCAAAAAGUUUUUAAUAAGCUGGUUAGAACUCUUUGAUGCCAUUCCUUCCUUGGAAUUGAUUACAUUUCUUCCUAAUUUCUUAAAACCAUUGAUUACUUUUUUAAUGAACAAUGCUCCAUCCGAUGUUCGUUUAGAGACCGAAAACUUGAUGAAUAUUUUUUUGAAAGAGAUUAUAUCUAUUUCAAAAGUUAAGAUUGAAGCUAAAAGAAAGCAAUUGUUAAAGGAUAAACACCGCCAAUUGAAGGAACAACAACGGAAAACAGAUCAAGAAUCAACAAAGCAUAAUGAGGGUUCCUUAGAGAAAGAUGUUAAGAAUCUAAAUCUUGAAUCAAGUGGUGAAGGCAAUGAGGUUGAUGACAAAACAUCAAUAAAGUCAACUGAUACAACAAUUAUGAGACCCCAAAAGCAGAAUAAUGCAGUAGAUGACAAUAACUCAGCUACAGAUUCUUUUGAAGACGAUGAAGACGAAGGACUUUAUUUAAGUGGUCAAGAUAUUUUCAUUGAUUUCCCAAGUAUAAUCAGCAUUUUAUUUGAGUUUUUACGUCCCAAUUCCCUUGAAGCAACGGAAAUGUCUCGCGAGAGCCAUGAUAUAUACUUGGAAAUUCAAUUUAUUGUUUUGAAAUGGCUUCAAGAGAUCUUAUUGAUUUCACCCACAAGUUUCAUCAAAUGCUUUCCCGAUUGUAUAUCAAUAGUGAUUAAAAAUCUUGCUAUAAGUGAUUCGAGAAAGGAUUAUGAGCUUAGAGCCCAAUUACUUGGAUUCAAUAACUCUCUUCAAAGCUUCCUUGUUAGUGUCACACGCAUUAUUGAAUUUAAUUCAGAAGAUGAAGAUACUGAAGUUGAUUCAGAAUAUACCAAAAACAUUCUUUUAGGAUUGAAUCGAGAUGUUUAUGAUGAGUUUUUGGAAUUUCAAUUAGGAAAAACGAAGAAUACUAUUAUUCAAGAAUGUCUCACUUCCAAUAACGAAUUAGCUCGAAUAACUUCCUUGGAUUGGCUUACACUUCUUUACUCCAAAUACAAGCAACAUUUCUUUGAUGUAAACUCCCAAUUGGAUCUUACAGUCCUAUUGAGGUUUACAUCAACCGCAAGUAAUGAAGUUGUUCUCAAAUUGCUCCAUUUUCUAUCUAAGAUGUCUGAAAGUAAUGAAAGCUUCUUUAAGGAAUUUAUUAAAAAAUUAGUGGCUUAUUUCAAAACAGAAUUAAUGGACAAGACUAUGACCUCUAAUAAUAGAGGAGAAUUUGUGAUUAGAAAAUUAUGUUUUGUUUUAAGUUCAGAAAAGAUAUAUAAAGCCUUUUCAGAAGCAUUGACAAAUGAAGAAGAUAUGAAUUUCUUAAAGGUUAUGAUUGAUACUUUGAAUCGGAUCUUAUUGACCACUCACGAGUUGGCUCACUUCCGUAAGAAACUUAAAAAUUUGGACCCUGCAAAACCAGAUGAUUUAUCGUUAUUCUCCACACUUUUCCAAAGCUGGUCUCAUAGUGCAUCUAGUGCGUUAUCCUUAUGUCUUCUUACAUCAAAUUAUGAAUUGGCAUUUCUUAUAAUUCAGAAUCUUAGUGAAACCGAAGUUGAUUUUGAAUUAUUAACUCAAUUGGAUAUUCUCAUUCAAUUAUUGGAAUCACCAAUAUUCCUCAAAUUAAGAUUACAAUUAUUAGAGCCAGAAAAAAAUCCUUAUUUAUAUAAAUCCCUUUUUGGGAUUUUAAUGAUUCUUCCACAAUCUUCAACGUAUAACACUUUGAAAAAUAGACUUUCUGCAUUGAAAAGUAUGCCUACAUUACCUUCAACCAUUGUACCCACGGUUUCUUCACCAACUCCCUCAGUUAGUGGAUCAACAGUUAAUUCAAGUAAUGCUGCAUUCUCAUUGAAGAGAAAACGGUUGAUUGAAAUGAUCGAUAUCUUUGCUAAAGUUCAAGAUAAACACCAUCAAUUUACUAUAGAGUCAUCCAUGAAGCAACCACAAUACAAAGAGUCCAUUCAAGAUCAAAGAUCAGAGUUGUAUCCAAGUUAUGGUGCCAGUAUUUCGGAGUUCAAUGACGCUUCAUCAAAAACUACUGCCAAUAGGAGAGUGUGA
Messenger RNA from Lizanozyma spartinae, 2742 nucleotides. RefSeq lists its product as uncharacterized. The transcript has a single exon. The coding region runs from base 1 to 2742 and encodes 913 amino acids. NCBI's taxonomy places the organism in Eukaryota, Fungi, Ascomycota, Pichiomycetes, Serinales, Debaryomycetaceae. Gene Ontology annotation, biological process: phosphatidylinositol biosynthetic process; positive regulation of kinase activity. Gene Ontology annotation, cellular component: fungal-type vacuole membrane; endosome membrane; PAS complex. The record is from RefSeq and is a predicted model, not a curated record.